AUGACCCUCCCCUCCGAGAUCCUCGCGCUGCUCAGCCACACCACCCACACACUAAACCACCUCACGACGCUUCUACCGAUGGAGCACUGCACUAUGGCGCUGCGACAACUCGUCGCAACGGCCGAAGCCGCAGCGAAGCUCGCGGAGGUCGCGCAUGUGCAGGCGGUGACGGCACAUGGCGGAGGAGGAACAGCAACGGGCGGGGGUGGUGGUACGGAAAGGCUAAGGGCCGAGGCGGAAAGGGUAAAGAACGAGACGGAGCGGCUGAAGGCGGAGGCUGAGAAGGUGGGGAAGGAGGCUGAGAGGGCGGUGGCGGAGACGGAGCGGCUGAAGGCGCAGGCGAUGAUGGUGAGGAGUGAGAAGAUGAGGAUUGAUUCGGAGAGGGAGAGGUUGAAGGCGGAGGAAGUGAGGGUGAAGGGGGAGAGAGAGCGGGGGAAGCCGGGGAGGGAGAUGGUGUCGGGAAAGGAUCUCGCCGGGUCGGUACGGGAGGAGCGGGCGAUCUCUCCCUUGGACCGUACGGAGCCAGAGAGUGUGCCAGAAGUAGAGAUGGACGGGCCGGAGGUGGAGAUGGUGCUAGAGGUUGAAACACCGAAGGUCAGAAAUCACAAAACAACACGCAAAGCGAGAGCCAAGACGGGUAAGACGGCGCAGGAAAUGCAGGCCGAGAUGAGGGCAAUCAUUCUAACAAAGCUGAAGGAGGAGGAAGAGCGGAAGAAACUGGAGGCGGAGAGACUCGACGAGGAGAGGCAGAAACUCGAGAAACGGCAUAUUGAGGCGUUCAGAAAAUGGCUUUAG
Morchella importuna is the source of this 795-nucleotide messenger RNA. RefSeq lists its product as uncharacterized. Lineage: Eukaryota; Fungi; Ascomycota; Pezizomycetes; Pezizales; Morchellaceae. The transcript is spliced from 2 exons. The record is from RefSeq and is a predicted model, not a curated record. Bases 1 to 795 code for a protein of 264 amino acids.